UCCACCCCGUUACCCGCAGGCAGGGGAGUGACGAUGGAUCUGAUGCAGCGGCAGGUAAACGAGUCCUGGAGGGCGACAGUCGAGCAACGGGAGCAGAGGAGAGGGCUGCCCGGGAGAGGCACUGAACCCCGUCCCUUGGCCGGGGAGGGUCCACAGGACGAUGAGGACGAGAUGCCGCGGCAGGGGACAUCAGUUUUCCCCACGGGCCUGUCGGGAAGGAGCCAAAUGCCUGGGGAGGGAGAAUUUCGGGCAAAGUUCAACGGGGACCCCAAACAGCUGUCUUAUUUCAUUACAAACGACGUGAGAGUUCUCUGGAGCCACCCCUGCCGUGAUGGGAAACGAACCAGCUUCUAGUCGAUAUUAAGGCAUUUGGAAACCAAAGUGCAGGAAGGAAACCAGUCCUCUAGGAAAAAGGAUUCCUCUCAAGGGGCUGAUCCUGCUGAAUUCCUACAUUCACUUUGGAUUCUAGAGUAGAACCAUAGAGUCGGAAGAGACUGCAUGAGGCACCCAGUCCAGGCCUCUGCCAUGCAGGAAAAGCGCAAAGUACCCUGGACAGAUGAGCAUCUGGCCUCUGUUUAAAGGAUUCCAAAGGAGCCUCCACUACACUUUGAGGCAGAGAGUUCCACUGCUGAACAGCUCUAACAGUCAGGAAAUUCUUAAUGUUCAGAUGGAAUCUACUUUCCUGUAAUUUGAACCCACUGCUGUGAGUAAUCAGAAAGGGAAAAACAAGAAUCAAGUGUCCUUAUUGGAAUUAAAUGUACAUAGCACUGUUGACAUGGAGGAGAAAGCAUAUAAAUGUAUCGAAUGUGGAAAGAGCUUUAGUCAGCAUGGAAAGCUGAAGAGACAUCAAAGGACUCACACUGGGGAGAAACCCUAUAACUGCCUGGAGUGUGGACAGAGCUUCACUCAGAAGGGAAGCUUACAUAGACAUCAAAGGACUCACACUGGGGAGAAACCCUAUAAAUGCCUGGAGUGUGGACAGAGCUUCACUCAGAAGGGACACUUACAUAGACAUCAAAGGACUCACACUGGGGAGAAACCCUAUAAAUGCCUGGAGUGUGGACAGAGCUUCACUCAUAGUUCAGGUCUACGUUCACAUCAAAGGACUCACACUGGGGAGAAACCUUAUAACUGCCUGGAGUGUGGACAGAGCUUUGCUCAUAGUUCAGGUCUACGUUCACAUCAAAGGACUCACACUGGGGAGAAACCUUAUAACUGCCUGGAGUGUGGACAAAGCUUCACUCAUAGUUCAGGCCUACGUAGACAUCAAAGGACUCACACUGGGGAGAAACCCUAUAACUGCCUGGAAUGUGGACAGAGCUUUGCUAAUAGUUCAGGACUACGUUCACAUCAAAGGACUCACACUGGGGAGAAACCCUAUAACUGCCUGGAGUGUGGACAGAGCUUUGCUGAUAGUACAGGACUACGUUCACAUCAAAGGACCCACACUGGGGAGAAGCCCUAUAAAUGCCUGGAGUGUGGACAGAGCUUCUCUCAUAAUUCACAUCUACAUAGACAUCAAAGGACCCACACUGGGGAGAAACCCUAUAACUGCCUGGAGUGUGGACAGAGCUUCACUCAGAGUUCAGUACUACGUUCACAUCAAAGGACCCACACUGGAGAGAAACCCUAUAACUGCCUGGAGUGUGGACAGAGCUAUACUCGUAGUUCAGGACUACGUUCACAUCAAAGGACCCACACUGGAGAGAAACCCUAUAACUGCCUGGAGUGUGGACAGAGCUUCACUCAGAGUUCAGGACUACGUUCACAUCAAAGGACCCACACUGGAGAGAAACCCUAUAACUGCCUGGAGUGUGGACAGAGCUAUACUCGUAGUUCAGGACUACGUUCACAUCAAAGGACCCACACUGGAGAGAAACCCUAUAACUGCCUGGAGUGUGGACAGAGCUAUACUCGUAGUUCAGGAUUACGUUCACAUCAAAGGACCCACACUGGAGAGAAACCCUAUAAAUGCCUGGAGUGUGGACAGAGCUUCACUCAGAGUUCAGGACUACGUUCACAUCAAAGGACCCACACUGGAGAGAAACCCUAUAAAUGCCUGGAGUGUGGACAGAGCUUUACUCGAAGUUCAGGACUAUGUUCCCAUCAAAGGACUCACGCUGGGAAGAAACCAUAGAAAUGCAUGGAGUGUGGACAGAGCUUUUCAUGGAAUAGACAUCAAUUUGAGUUUAGCAUAUUCUAAUAAUUGUAUAUUUAUUUCCUUUCUUAGUUUAAUAAAAUUAUUAGUAUCUAAA
Messenger RNA from Anolis carolinensis (green anole), 2255 nucleotides. RefSeq names its product zinc finger protein 135-like. The record is from RefSeq and is a predicted model, not a curated record. Lineage: Eukaryota; Metazoa; Chordata; Lepidosauria; Squamata; Anolidae. Gene Ontology annotation, cellular component: nucleus. The coding region runs from base 776 to 2137 and encodes 453 amino acids. The transcript has 3 exons. Gene Ontology annotation, biological process: regulation of gene expression.